CAUUGUGCCUCCGAUUCCUGCAUAUUUUCUAGUAAAUAGAAUAGUUUGAUUAUAAACUCUACCAGUUGUGUAGUAAAGAAGGAGAGUUUGAUGAUUUGGAAUUGUAUUUGUAGCAGACAGCUAGAGAUUAAACAGGGAUUUACAAAAUUCAUUUCUUCAGAAUUCAAGAUACUCAAUGUAAAGCUGAAAAUAGGAUUUAAGUUAUAAAAUUGUUCAAAUCAAGUUUUUAUAAUAUAAAGUUGAAGAUAACCAUCUUUUAUAAUGGCUAGUUUUAUAGCUAAACAGAUGGUUGGUGAUCAACUGAAAUCAGUUAAAGGAGCAUUAGGUGAUAAGGAAGGAGAUGAGGAGAAACCAGAAGGGGCAGAAGAAGGUGAAGAUCCAGAAAUUACAGCAGCAAGAUUAGAGGCAGAAGAAAAAAGAAAAGAAAAACACAGGAAAAUGGAAGAAGAAAGAGAAGAAAUGAGACAAAGUAUUAGAGAUAAAUAUGGUUUAAAGAAAAAAGUCAAAGAAGAAGAAGCAGAACCAUUAGCUGACCCUGGACGAGUUGGUCGAAAGAAAAAAACACCAGCAGAACUAGCAGCUGAACAAAAUGCAGAAGAAGAAGAUGAAGAUGAAUUUGCAAAAUUCCCCUCAAAUUUAAGUGAGUUGACAUCUAAAGUGAGUGAAAUGCCUUCUAAAUUGGCUCAAGGUGUAAGCGAUGUUAGUGAAAAGUGUGUUCUGCAGUAAUAACAUUCAUUUUUAGCCUUAGUCUUCUUAUGCAAUAUUAAGGUAAGCAAGGCCCUAGAAAUGAAUACAAUUUUCUUUGGCUUCUAGAGAUUCCUGAUUUGAAUAGUGGGAUCUAAUAAAUAGGGUAUUUUAGAAAUAUUUUAGCAAUAAAUGACUUGAGUUAUUAGAGAUGUAUAUAUAUAAUGAUAUAGGAUGUAGAGAAGAGCAGUAUUAUCUUUAUAAUAGAUACAGCAACAGUUACUUAAAUAAUACAUUCAACUCUAUGUACAUACUAUUUCUUAUUUUACCUUCCUAGAGGAAAUGAAAUGCCUAAUUCUGUGGUAUUAGUUACCUGGACAAGAAAUUAUGGAAUUGUACUUUAAUGUACAUUUAAUGUUAUCAUUUUGGAAAUUAGUGGUUCCUAUUACCUAUAAAGAGGCAGGCUUGGCAUUUCCUUACCUGACAAAUUCAACAUUUCAUAUUGUGUUAUGUUAUAAUGUGAGACAAAAAGAAUACUUUUAUAGUAGGUCACAAGAAUUCAACAUUAAAGACAAUUGAUAAAUUUCUAGAUAAUUACGUUUUAAGG
Messenger RNA from Lottia gigantea (owl limpet), 1291 nucleotides. RefSeq lists its product as hypothetical. Gene Ontology annotation, biological process: synaptic vesicle exocytosis; regulation of neurotransmitter secretion; neurotransmitter transport. The transcript is spliced from 7 exons. Gene Ontology annotation, cellular component: terminal bouton; SNARE complex. Gene Ontology annotation, molecular function: syntaxin binding. NCBI's taxonomy places the organism in Eukaryota, Metazoa, Mollusca, Gastropoda, Lottiidae. The record is from RefSeq and is a predicted model, not a curated record. Bases 262 to 726 code for a protein of 154 amino acids.